This is a messenger RNA of Eremothecium cymbalariae DBVPG#7215, 570 nucleotides long. It is a transcript of the gene RHO2, whose product is annotated as Rho family GTPase RHO2. Bases 1 to 570 code for a protein of 189 amino acids. Gene Ontology annotation, molecular function: GTP binding; GTPase activity. Gene Ontology annotation, biological process: small GTPase-mediated signal transduction. The transcript has a single exon. NCBI's taxonomy places the organism in Eukaryota, Fungi, Ascomycota, Saccharomycetes, Saccharomycetales, Saccharomycetaceae. The record is from RefSeq and is a predicted model, not a curated record.
AUGACUUCCAACGUGGUUAGAAGGAAACUUGUGAUCAUAGGUGAUGGUGCAUGUGGUAAGACAUCUCUUCUGCAUGUAUUCACUCUUGGGAAAUUUCCUGAAGAGUAUCAGCCCACGAUAUUUGAGAAUUAUGUGACAGAUUGUCGGGUUGAUGGUAUACGGGUUCAAUUAGCUCUAUGGGAUACUGCAGGUCAGGAAGAAUACGAAAGGCUAAGGCCUAUGUCAUAUUCCAAGGCAGACAUAAUACUCAUUGGCUUCGCUAUCGAUGACGCCGAAUCUUUACUAAAUGCAAGAGAAAAAUGGACUGUCGAGGCAUUGCGAUAUUGUCCAAGUGCACCUAUCAUCCUCGUUGGUCUUAAGAAAGACUUGCGAAAGUCUAACAGCAUCGACCGAGCUGAAAUGGUCAACUUAUCGCAGGCGCAAGAGGUAGCUAAAGCAAUCGGUGCUAAAAAAUACAUGGAGUGUAGCGCACUUACUGGUGAGGGAGUUGAUGAUGUGUUUGAAUUGGCUACUCGAACAAGUCUGCUGGUGAAUAGAGAUCCUGGGAACUUUUGUUGCGCCAUUUUUUAA